Molecule: messenger RNA, 978 nt
Organism: Metarhizium album ARSEF 1941
Lineage: Eukaryota; Fungi; Ascomycota; Sordariomycetes; Hypocreales; Clavicipitaceae
Exons: 1
Coding region: 1-978 (325 amino acids)
Source: RefSeq, a predicted model, not a curated record
AUGCAGAUGCACCCUGUACCACGCCAUGUAGAUGUGUUUGCGUGCGGGAGUACGCUGAGAAAUCUGCUAAAGUUCCUACAGGGCCGCGACAGCCCGUUCCGCAUGCUUGUUGAAGUUGUUGCCGGGACCGUUCAUCUAAUCCGCAGAGAAAACACGCCCAAGGAACGGAUCCCUGGCGUAAGAGGCUACGGCCACACAUUCCCGGAAGCCUUCACUACUUGGGAAGCAGAUGUGAAAAGAUCUCUUUCGCAUCAACGCAUCGUUAGUUAUAGGUUUUGCGGGCUCGACAUGAUGGUGCGAUUUGAGGGUGAUGGAUACAUCAGAUCUGAGAAAACAAGGCUGGAGACAGCAACUGAGUCCGACAUGCUAGAUCAACUGGACAGCCUGUCUGUAGACCGAGAAGGAAAAGAAACGAACACCGACAAUACAGAGAGCAUCCUCCACAUAGGAAAUGUAGGGGUGGAGAUAGAACCAGACGACGUAUUUGACCUGAAGACGCGCUCAGUCAAACGACAAGGCGAGGAUAUCCUUGGAGAAGAACUGCCACGGCUGUGGGUUACUCAGAUCCCGAAAUUCAUUCUGGCGUUCCAUGAGCGAGGACUUUUCACAGAUGUCCGAAUUCAGAGUGUGAAGGAGAGAGUACAAGAUUGGGAAGUACAGAACGAGUCCCUGCUUAGAGGUCUGUUUCAUCUCCUGAGCCACAUUGUUGACAUAGCAGGCGACUAUGAAGAUAGCGAACUUGAGAUUGUCCGUCCAGCAGGAGGUGGACUAGAGAUUCGAGAGCGAGGGUCUGAUGCAGGAAAGGUUCUGUCCGACUCGGUGAGGCGAAGGUGGGCAACGUGGCUGAGAGAAGGUGAGAAUGCAGCGCAGGCUGUGGCGUGCGACCUUGAGGAUGCAAGCGAAGAAGACAGUGACCAAGAAGCAGACUAUACUGCUUGCGAUGCGGAAUGUGCCUAUUGUGGGAAAUGUAACUAUUAA